This is a messenger RNA of Ictidomys tridecemlineatus (thirteen-lined ground squirrel), 945 nucleotides long. The record is from RefSeq and is a predicted model, not a curated record. NCBI's taxonomy places the organism in Eukaryota, Metazoa, Chordata, Mammalia, Rodentia, Sciuridae.
AUGAGUAGUGUCACCCAGAACACAUUUUCAGUCAUCUUAAGUGUGGAAUUCAUAACUGGGAAUUUAGAAAAUGGAUUCAUAGCACUGGUGAACUGUGUGGACUGGGUCAAGAGAAGAAAGAUCUCCUUAGUUGAUCAAAUCCUCACUGCUUUGGCACUCUCCAGAAUUGGUGUACUCUGUUUAGCAUUCUUGAAUUGGUGGGUAUCUGUGCUUUACCCAGUUCAAUCAAGGACUGGAGAAAGUUUAAAAAGGAUUUAUUUUACCUGGACAAUAAUUAAUCAUUUCAGCAUCUGGCUUGCUACAAGCCUUUGCAUUUUUUAUUUUCUUAAGAUAGCCAAUUUUUCUAACUCAAUUUUUCUCUAUCUGAAGUAGAGAAUUGAAAAGGUGGUUUCAGUGACACUGCUGAUAUCUUGGUUCCUCUUGUUUUUAAAUAUUGUGCUGUUGAACACAUACCUUGAUGUCUGGAUUGACAGAUAUAAAGGAAAUAGGACUUUUCAUUAUAGUUCACGGAAUCCUUCAGUAUUUUCCACACUUCUUUUAUUCACCAACACUAUGUUCACAUUCAUACCAUUUACUGUGUCUGUGACAACCUUUCUCCUGCUAAUUUUCUCUCUCUGGAAACAUCUGAAGAAGAUGCAGCACAAUGCCAGGGAGCUCAGGGACACCAGCACCACGAUCCACGUGAAAGCCUUGAAAACUGUGAUCGCCUUCUUGCUACUUUAUACCACAUAUUUCCUGUCAUUUCUUGUACAAGUUUGGAGCUCUGAGUUUCUGGACAAAAGUCUGAUCAUUUCAUUUUGCCAAACUGCUGGAAUUGCUUUUCCUUCAGCUGUUUUUCAGGUGGAAAGUGGAACUGUUCCCCAUCCAGAACAGUGGGGCCAUAGAGAGAACUGCUCAGGGAUGAGUGUGGCCCUUGCUGGGACCCAAGUUCUGUCUCUUUUCUGA